UCGUUUCCGGUGGAGCCGCCGCGGAGCCGCUAUCGCAGACUAGAGCGGGGCUGGAAGGGAAGCGCCAGGACCGCUCAGCCGGCCGUAUCCUCGCACCCGCCGCCCCGUGUCCCUCGCCGCUCGUCCCCAGGCAGCCAUGGCGUCCGGCAGCACCACCAGCGAUGAGGAGCGCAGCCUGCGCGAGUGCGAGCUCUACGUCCAGAAGCACAACAUCCAGGCGCUGCUCAAGGAUUCGAUCGUGCAGCUGUGCACCGCGCGGCCCGAGCGGCCCAUGGCCUUCCUCAGGGAGUACUUCGAGAGGUUGGAGAAGGAGGAGGCAAAACAGAUUCAGAAUCUGCAGAAAGGAAGCACUCGCGCAGAUUCGAGGGAGGAUGAGAUCUCUCCUCCUCCCCCCAACCCAGUGGUUAAGGGCCGGAGGCGACGGGGCGCCAUCAGUGCCGAAGUCUACACGGAGGAAGAUGCCGCGUCGUAUGUUAGAAAGGUUAUACCGAAAGAUUAUAAGACAAUGGCUGCUUUAGCCAAAGCCAUCGAAAAGAAUGUGCUCUUUUCACAUCUUGAUGACAAUGAGAGAAGUGAUAUUUUUGAUGCCAUGUUUCCGGUUUCCUUUAUUGCUGGAGAGACCGUUAUUCAGCAAGGUGAUGAAGGGGAUAACUUCUAUGUGAUUGAUCAAGGAGAGAUGGAUGUCUACGUCAACAACGAAUGGGCAACUAGUGUUGGGGAAGGAGGGAGCUUUGGGGAACUCGCUCUGAUCUAUGGAACGCCUAGAGCAGCCACUGUCAAAGCAAAGACGAAUGUGAAAUUGUGGGGUAUCGACCGAGACAGCUACAGAAGAAUCCUCAUGGGAAGCACGCUGAGAAAGAGGAAGAUGUAUGAGGAGUUUCUUAGUAAAGUAUCUAUUUUAGAAUCUCUGGACAAGUGGGAACGUCUCACAGUGGCUGAUGCAUUGGAACCCGUUCAGUUUGAGGACGGGCAGAAGAUUGUGGUGCAGGGAGAGCCCGGGGACGAGUUCUUCAUUAUUUUAGAGGGUUCAGCUGCUGUGCUACAGCGUCGGUCAGAAAACGAGGAGUUUGUGGAAGUGGGAAGAUUGGGGCCUUCUGACUAUUUUGGUGAGAUCGCGCUCCUGAUGAACCGGCCCCGCGCUGCCACGGUGGUCGCCCGCGGCCCCUUGAAGUGCGUGAAGCUGGACCGACCCCGAUUUGAACGUGUCCUCGGCCCGUGCUCAGACAUCCUCAAGCGAAACAUCCAGCAGUACAACAGUUUUGUGUCGCUGUCUGUCUGAGACCUGCUGCCCGGGCCUCCUUGUCGCCCUGUCCCCGGUCCCGGUCUGUGCUUCCCUCGCGCAGACGGCUUUCCCCCUCCUGGCAGCACGGCGGCUUCUCGUCUGUUUCUAUUAAAAGUCGCUUUUCUUGCACCGUUUUUCAUUUGGAGCGUUGACCGAAUAUCCCUCUGCAGUUAAAUAAAUAGAAAGAGUCCCGUGGAGACCUUGCUGUUCCCGCUUCUCUCUGCGCAGUGUUGGGGCCCAGCCCGGGUGGCGCGGCUGCUUCCGGGCCAGGCCCCCCGCGCCACUGGGCUGCCAUAGAGCAGUGGGGUGACGGUGCAGGGGCUUCUGUUUCUAAGUGACACGACCUUCCAGUCAUAUAUUUUAGACUGUGGCCAUAUAUGCUGUACUUCCUUAUAGAAUAAAUGAUUUCUCAUUAAGCUCUGAGGAUUAGGAAAAAACAGAUCUAGAAAAAUCUUAGUAUAGUAGAAAGAUACCUGCUUGUACUUCAGCUAGCUUAAGGGUGGGAUGAUGCCCAUUUUUGCUAAUUAUCGGACGGACGCGAUCUGUUGAGGUCUUUUUUUUUCUUUUAA
Hyaena hyaena (striped hyena) is the source of this 1851-nucleotide messenger RNA. RefSeq names its product protein kinase cAMP-dependent type I regulatory subunit alpha (gene PRKAR1A). Gene Ontology annotation, molecular function: cAMP-dependent protein kinase regulator activity. Bases 137 to 1279 code for a protein of 380 amino acids. NCBI's taxonomy places the organism in Eukaryota, Metazoa, Chordata, Mammalia, Carnivora, Hyaenidae. Gene Ontology annotation, cellular component: cAMP-dependent protein kinase complex. The record is from RefSeq and is a predicted model, not a curated record. Gene Ontology annotation, biological process: regulation of protein phosphorylation. The transcript is spliced from 11 exons.